CGCGAAAUCAAGGAAGGAGGUAGUGCUGGUCGACACGGCAAGUUGAUGUCUAGUCCAACUAGUACAUUAAUGAAGUCCCCGGCAGGAUGUGCAGGGGCAUUUUCGACUAUUCUUCCUUUUCAGCUCUCGUCUUCAGCAGCAAAUGUUGGUCUAAUUUCUGACGCAUCAGAUAAAAAUACAUCCAGCAAGCUUCUGGGUGUUCCGUCAUCAUCUUCUCCUUGGCAACUGGGUGAUGCAGGCCAAAAUCGUCUUCUGCUUUCUCCCAAUAGCUUCAUCGCUAAGUCAGCGGACGAACUUCUACAGCAUGCCGUAGACGACAAUGUACCGGAGUCGGUGAUGCGGGCACUGGGGUGGAAACCAAUUCCUAACCCGUUUCAACACAAGACGACGAAGGAACAUUUUGACCGGCAGUUGGCUGAGGAGAUGCGGCAUUUUGAAGAGCUUGCGAGAAAAACCGUAGCGGAGAAAAAACGACGCGAGAAUGCGCUCUACACAGAUCAAUGGAAAGUUGGGAAGAACGCGAACUUUUCUACUCCGCCAGAUAAGAGAACACGCAAAGUUGGCGAAGAGACGCCUCAGACGGGCACAACUGCCACAGAUACUCCUGACGAAAAAGCGCCUUCGUCGAGUUCCCCACAUCAUUCAUCUCCGAAACUGACACCACAAGCCAUAAAGGCCAAGUUCGAUGCCGUUGACGAAGAGGAGGAACAAGAUAACGCUGCCGAUUUUGAUGAUGUGCAGACGCUUGUCGAAGCCGGGGGAGCACCAGCACCGCGUCAAACUGUCCUCGCGGCAAAUCUAGAGUACUAUUCACUUUUUUUGCAUCUCGUUGAAAUCAGGCACACCUACCUCCAUAAUGAGUAGUCCGACUCACACACAACACAACACAACACAACACAACACAACACAACACAACACAACACAACACAACACAACACAACACAACACAACACAACACAACACAACACAACACAACACAACACAACACAACACAACACAACACAACACAACACAACACAACACAACACAACACAACGCACAUGUUGACUGCGAUCGACAGCGUUGCUAAUGUUAGUUUCACAUUUGAUGAUGAUUAUUAGCUCGUUUAAAUCUUAAAUAUGCUCAAUUCCUUUGAACAACAGCACGAUACAAGAGCUUGACGAGGAUGAAGAAGAGGGAGUAGAAGUGGAAAGCUCGUUCUUCGGACCCUCAUGGUGGCAGCCUGCCGAAGCAGACCCCCGCAUUGAGCGCUCGCGGUACUCGCGGAAGCAGACCGUGUUUCUGAAGCCCUAUGACUUAGAAAACUCUCGUCUCCUGCAACGAAAAAUGCGGCGCGACGAACGGACCAAGAAGAAAAAGGCUGCGGCAAAAAAAACCGAGAAAGCUCACCCGUCGUGGUUGGGUGGUCUUCUCGGUUUUGAGUCGAUUCCAGAAGACGAGGAAGUUCAAUAUGAUGAGACCGGCCCGGAUUCGCAAGGAGGGACGAGGCCAAGCAUUAACGAGGAAGAGCCUGUUAUUGCCACCGAGGGAACCACUGCAGGAGAUGAAACUGGUGGUGGAUUUGUUGUUCGUAAGAGUCGAUUGUUGGGUAACGCGGGGACUUUCGCGGCUGAUCUUGACGAUUCAUCGGCGAACGACCCGAGCGCGAACUUGAUCAGCAAAAAUGCUGCAGGCGCCGCACGGCCACGGGGAGACUCCCUCGCCUCCUCUGUCGCGGUGCGUCAUCGACCAUUUGAGGCGCAGUCGGUCCGAAGUUUUCGACCAUCGCGUGGCCUGGGCAGAACCAAUACCCGAUCGAGUCUCUUUUCCGAUGGACUCACUCUUCCUUCGGGUUCAGACGACGAAGACGAUGACAUAGAAAGCGUCUAUACCAUGGCGAACUAAAUCAAGACGACUUCGUCAACUUUUAGAAGUUUGUAGACACGAAAAGGACCUUGCUUCACGUACUAAUCGACAUAAAAAGACGAUCCCUUUCCCUAGCCCCAAAGCCCGCUGCUGGAUGUUCUAGGUUAAUAUAGCAGGGGCUUCUAAAAUUCGGACUCGUAGGAGUCUUGACCAAUGCGCUGCUAGUGUAGACAACAUACAAACUUGCGUGCGCCAGUGCGAGGAGGCACAAGCAACUUUUCAAGUGUAACUGCCACGCCGCCUCCCUUCCAAUUACUAUUUUUACCUCUAAUAAGACUUUUUUCUCUUUGCGCCUUACCAGAAGAU
Molecule: messenger RNA, 2211 nt
Organism: Amoebophrya sp. A25
Lineage: Eukaryota; Dinophyceae; Syndiniales; Amoebophryaceae
Source: the annotation of a GenBank genome assembly